AUGAAGCUAAAUUCGUCCAAGUAUGCUUUUGGGGUUUCCUCAGGAAAAUUUCUCGGGUUUAUGGUUUCACAGAGAGGGAUCGAAGCAAAACCCGAGAAGGUCAAGGCCAUCCUUGAAAUGUCUUCAUCCAGGACGAUCAAAGAAGUGCAAUCCCUCACAGGAAGAAUAGCAACCCUCAACAAGUUCGUCUCGAAGGCCACAGACAAAUGCCUUCCAUUCUUCAAGACUUUGAAGAAAGUGUUUUCCUGGACAAAGGAAUGCAAAACGGCGUUCCAAGAGUUGAACGCAGCAUUGAUCAGAGAAGAAGAUAGGUUGCAACUUCCUGUAUACUACGUCAACCAGGCUUUCCAGGGUGCCGAGGCGCGGUAUCCUAGCAUAGAAAAGAUCACAUUCGCCCUGAUUGUGGCUUCAAGAAAACUUCGUCCAUACUUUAAGCCAACCCCAUCAUUGACAGCCAUAAAAGCUCAGGCGUUGGCCAAUUUCAUAGCAGAAUUCACCACCCCCGAGAACAUAGAAAAUCUCUGGACGGUAAACACUGAUGGGUCGUCCACUCAGAAAGGAGGCGAAGCAGGCAUUGUUAUUACUUCCCCUGAAAAAGAUGUUCUCAAGUACGGGGUUCAGCUCAAAUUCCCUGUAACCAAUAACGAGGCAGAAUAUGAGGCCUUGCUGACGAGAUUGAAAAUAGCUCGGGCACUCGGAGGUGAAACUAUUAUGCUCAAGAGUGACUCGCAGCUCGUCAUAAGGGAUCAGAAUGCUGAAGCUGACGAGGUAGCACGAAGUGCCUCAACAGACAUCCAAGAUAAAAUGCUUGAUUGGAGGCUGGAAGAACAAAAUUCCCCUAGCAUCCAGGAACUUCAAACUCUCUCGGUGCACACCAACCCUGGAUGGACGAGCCCGAUUCUGUCGUUCCUUCGAGAAGGACGACUACCGCCAGAUCCAGAAGAAGCCAAGAAGAUCCAGAAACGAGCCGCCAGAUUUACGAUACUUAAUGACAAACUCUACAAAAGGGGUUACUCCCAACCAUAUUUGAGAUGUAUAGAAGAGGAAGAAGCCAAAUACGUCCUGGAAGAAGUGCACGGAGGAAUCUGCGGAGACCACAUGGGAGCAAAGUCCCUUGUCAGGAAGAUCAUGAGAACAGGCUACUUUUGGCCGACAAUGCAACAAGACGCAGCCAAUUUCGUGAAGAAGUGUGAUAGUUGCCAAAGGUACGGAAUUGUUCAAUGA
Molecule: messenger RNA, 1224 nt
Organism: Quercus lobata
Lineage: Eukaryota; Viridiplantae; Streptophyta; Magnoliopsida; Fagales; Fagaceae
Exons: 4
Coding region: 1-1224 (407 amino acids)
Molecular function (GO): RNA-DNA hybrid ribonuclease activity; nucleic acid binding
Source: RefSeq, a predicted model, not a curated record